Molecule: messenger RNA, 2571 nt
Organism: Tarenaya hassleriana
Lineage: Eukaryota; Viridiplantae; Streptophyta; Magnoliopsida; Brassicales; Cleomaceae
Exons: 2
Coding region: 216-2471 (751 amino acids)
Biological process (GO): DNA integration
Molecular function (GO): nucleic acid binding
Source: RefSeq, a predicted model, not a curated record
GCAUUUCUGUUUUUUCUAGCCUUUAUAGAAUAGAUUAGGAUGGGGAUCACCAUCUCCUUUUUUACUUUUUAGAACAUUCGUUCUGUAUAUAAAGGAUGUACAUGAGCUUGAGCAAUAUAGAGAAAAAUCUUCCAAAAACACUCUUUUCUUCUGUUUAUCGAAAUGGUAUCAGAAGCCUGAAGUUUUUUUCUCACCUUCUCUGUUUUUCCUGAGCCAUGGACGAUCAAACUCCAACCCAGCUUUCUUCGACCUCUACCCAACCUCCAUCUUCUUCUUCGGAGCCCUCUUCUUUCCAAAACCCAGAUCCUUACUCUAACCCUCUUUUUCUCCACCCAGCCGAUUCUUCGAGCCUCACUCUUGUCUCAGAAAAACUUGUUGGUGAACCAAAUUAUAAUCUCUGGUCCAGAUCUGUGAUCAAGGCUCUCACCACAAAGAACAAAUUAGGGUUUAUCUAUGGUGAGAUCCCGCAGCCUUCUACCGACCACCCUGAUUUCGGUUCCUGGUCCCGUUGUAAUGCUCUAGUGGCUACCUGGUUGGCCAACUCUGUUUCCUCUGACAUCGGAAGCCAGAUCUUAUACCUCGAUGAUGCUCAUGCGAUUUGGCAAACAUUGGAAACAAGGUUCAAGCAGAGCAAUGUUUCUAAAAUUUUCAGCGUUGAACAACGCAUCGACAAUCUGAGGCAGGGUUCUCUGGAUCUCAACUCGUUUUUUACGAAGCUUAAUGCCCUUUGGGAGGAGCUCAACAACUAUGAACCUUAUCCAGUCUGUUCCUGUGGUGGUUGCUCCUGUCAAGCCAACAUGAAGCUUCUUGACAUCCUUGCCCGUCGUAAUGUGGUAAAAUUUCUCAUGAAGCUUAAUGAUUCGUUCACACAGGCUCGCCGACACAUCCUCAUGAUUGAUCCCUUACCAAGCCUGGCCAAGGUAUAUAAUCUUAUUUCUCAAGAAGAGCAUCACAGAUCUUCUAUUUUGAGUCCCUCUGAUUCAGUUGUCUUUCAAGCUAGUUCUUCUUUUCCUCGCCCGAAACACUCUUUCUCUCUCAACCCUACCUCUAAACCUCGCCCACAGUGCACUCACUGUGGCCUCCUGGGUCAUACUAUCAGCCGUUGCUACAAGCUUCAUGGAUACCCUUCUUCUACUCGUAACCACCCCUCUCCUUCCACCAAACCACCCCUAUUACCAACCCCUAAACACUUUUCCCCGUCUCGCCCUUUUGCUUCUGUGAACUUGGUUACUAGGGAUAUUCCAUCUCAUGGCUCUGAACAACCUGCUAUUACUUCGGCAUCUGACCCCUUGGCUCAGGCUCAAGUGUUGUUCGAUCAGUUUCAGUCACGUCUCAAGACUCUUGGCAUCUCCUCCACAGAUUCAGCCUUGACAGCCCCCACACCCACUGCUCCAUCUGCUCCCACCUCAGGUAUCUUUCCUUCCUUGCCUGUCAUUUUUUCAGCCCUUGAACCCUAUUUUUCUUUCCCUCCUUCUGUUUGGAUACUCGACACAGGUGCCUCGAGCCAUAUCUGCUGUGAUUCUCGUUUAUUUUCGGAUCUUCAUUGUAUCUCUCCUAUAACCAUAACUCUCCCUAAUGGUGAUGCUAUGUCAGUCUCUUUUUCUGGUUCUGUUAUUCUGUCUGAGUUCAUCACUCUCACCUCUGUUUUAUAUGUGCCCUGUUUUCGUUUCAAUCUUUUAAGAGUCAGUGCACUUACUCAAAAUACAUCCCUCACAGUCUGUUUUUCUCAUGACUCUUACCUGAUCCAGGACCCUACUCGGGGCUUGACGAUUGGGAAGGGUAGUCGGUCCAACAAUCUCUACAUCAUGGCGAUGCAGGGUGCUUCUACUGCAUCUUAUGUUCCGGCGUCUCUUUGUACAGCUGUGUCAGUCUCUUCAGACGAUCUUUGGCAUCUUCGUUUAGGACACCCAUCUACAUACCGUAUUCAGGGCUCUGCGGCAUCUUCUCAGCCCAAAUUUUCCGUUUCCCCUGGUUUUUAUCAUGGCUGUAACAUUUGCCCCCUUGCUAAACAGCCUCGCCUUUCUUUUCCUUUUGGUGGUCAUCGAUGUUCUGCAAGUUUUGAUGUAAUUCAUCUUGAUGUUUGGGGACCGUUUCAUGUAGAAACAUAUGAUGGCUAUAAAUAUUUCUUCACUUUGGUUGAUGAUUUCUCUCGUCUUACAUGGGUGUAUUUGUUGCAUUCUAAAUCUGAUGUUCUUUCCAAAUUUUCUGAGUUCUUGGCCUAUGUUCAGACUCAAUUCCAAACCACUGUCAAACAAAUUCGUUCGGAUAAUGCUCCCGAACUUGCUUUUACCAAACUCCUCCAGGCCAAAGGCAUCCAUCACCAAUUCUCUUGCCCAUAUACCCCACAACAAAAUUCCGUGGUUGAACGGAAGCACCGUCACAUUUUAAACGUUGCCCGGCUUUAUUAUUUCAGUCCAACAUACCUAUUAUUUAUUGGGGAGAAUGUAUCAAAACUGCUGUCUACCUUAUAAAUCGGACCCCUUCUCAGAUUCUCGGAAACAAAACUCCCUUUGAGCUAAUGGUCAAUUAGACAUAAUAUCAAACGAUUGAUCAGCAGAAACCAUGCUCAGU